UCGGGUGCGUUUGGUAUUUCACGACGAUCGUCACCUCGUAUUUGUGCGCUUUUUUCUUCCGCAUACGAGGCAAUCCCGCAAUGACGACAGUGUAAGAAAGUUCCUGUGAGUUUUUUCGUUGUGUGUGCAACAGAGGUGUUAGCAAAAGGUGUUCGUAAGUAAGCACCAACGCGAGAAACAUGUCCAGUGCGCCGCAAAUGUCCAGUGGACUUAGCAAACUUAAAAAGAAACACUUUCGCGUUAAACAUCAAAAGGUUAAGCUGUUUCGUGCGAACGAACCUCUUCUCAGUGUUUUCAUGUGGGGUGUCAAUCACACGAUAAAUGAACUUAGUCAUGUUAAUAUACCGGUAAUGCUCCUGCCAGAUGAUUUCAGAGCUUAUAGCAAGUUGAAAGUGGAUAAUCACCUUUUCAACAAAGAGAAUAUGCCCUCUCACUUUAAGAUCAAAGAGUAUUGUCCGUUAGUAUUCAGAAAUCUACGGGAGAGAUUUGGUAUUGAUGAUUUGGACUAUAAGGAAUCAAUGACAAGAUGUCGGGCAUUUAAUCCUUCGCGAACAGAGAGGCAUUCGGAUUUGACUGGGAAGGCCCGUGAAUUGGUACAGCGCUCUGCUACUGCUCCUUCUAUAACCCUUUCUCCUCCUCUUUUCUCACAAAUUCCAGUCCUAAAUAAGCCACUUCGUUCCUACAGUUUUAAGCCAAAGCGUCUGAGAUCACAACCAGUACUGGAUGAUUCUUCUGGUAAAAGCGGUGCGAAAUUUUACCAAUCAUAUGAUAAAUUGUUCAUUAUUAAAACUCUUACAAGCGAAGAGGUAGAAAGGAUGCAUUCGUUUUUAAAGCACUAUCAUCCGUAUAUUGUGGAAAGGCAUGGAAAAACUUUGUUGCCCCAGUACCUUGGCAUGUAUCGUUUAACGGUAGACGGAGUAGAACAUUAUGUUGUUGCUAUAAGAAAUGUAUUCUCGAAUCACUUAACGACUCAUAAGAAAUUCGAUUUAAAAGGCUCAACGGUAGAUCGCGAGGCGUCCGAUAAAGAAAAAGAAAAAGAUCUGCCAACUUAUAAGGAUAAUGAUUUUGUUAAAGAGGGAAUGAAAAUUUAUAUCGGCGAAGAUGCGAAAGCUAAGCUUAUAGAAACGUUAUCUGCGGAUGUUGAUUUCUUAACGCGAUUACACCUAAUGGAUUAUUCUUUACUACUUGGUUUACAUGAUUGUGCGAGAGCCGAACAAGAAAAUAGAGAACGUGCAGAGAGGGAGGAAGAAGAGGAUAAUCACGAAGAUGAAGAGGAUAGUGAGUCUGGAAGUGGUCUAGAUUCACGAGGUCCAAUGGGAGAUCGUGUAUGGGGUUGGAGUGGUGUUGCUGGUAUGGCAACACCUCCUGAAUCACCACAUGCCCCGUUAAAUCGCGACACGAGUCUUCAAUAUGAAGAUGCAAUAAUUCCUGAGUUAGAUAUUUAUGCAAUUCCUAGUAAAGAAGGCGCACCUAUGAAGGAAAUCUAUUUUUUAGCCAUAAUCGAUGUGCUAACCCAUUACGGUGUCCGUAAGCAAGCUGCUAAGGCAGCUAAAACAGUGAAGUACGGUGCUAAUGUUGAUGGUAUAUCAACCUGUGAUCCAGAACAAUACGGCAAGCGAUUUAUAGAGUUCAUGAGCAAAGCUAUAGAAUAAGCUCGUUGUUCGUUGUUGCUAAGCUUGUAAAUUUUGACCGUUCGUUCGAAAGUCGUAAUGAUACAGUCGCUUAUACUACGUUUAUUGCGUUAAUGGGAAAGAAAGGCUUAGUACAUCGGAUGUUUAUUCUUGCACUUUUGAUGUUUGACCACAAAGAUUUUCACUUGGUCCAUCAAUAAUGCCUUUACUGUCGAAUAUCUCAGUAUUCCUUAUGACAUUUAUAAUGGGAGUUAGAAACAUAACAAAUGAUUGAAUUUCACGGAUUGCCAUUCUGAGGAGACCCUUCAAGAAUUUUUUUCACGGGAAUGUUUGUUAACUUCUAUAACCAAUGACAUAUUUUCUCAGUAUUAGCUUACAACUUUUCUAUAGUCACGAUCGUUGAACACUGUGGUUUUAUUAUUUUUAUUUUUCCAUCACUUUAUUUCUACUUUCGAAACGCAGGCUAUAUUUUACGUACAUUAUGUGUACAGACCAAGAUAUACAAAGGCCUCUAUACAAUUUCAAAAAGAAUUUAUCGUUUGUGCUGAUUGUUUCGUAAAACGAUACUUGACGUUAUAAUCAAGUUAAUAUUUCUUAUACGCAAAUAUUUGUUGUACAUCUAUUAUUUCGGUAUUCUAAACGUUAGCAUAUCGGCAGUGAUAACAAAACUGUCUAUUGUACGUUGUUAUUGGUACACAUAAUGUGCUAUAAAAGCUGUGUUAAUUACCGUCACACCUGACAGUAAAUUACACGUAAUGCUAUUUUACUGGGAAAUAUGAAAAUUAAUGUUGAUGUUACACAUAAUAAUCUCAAAUGGAAAGCGAUUUAAAUGUUUCGCGAAAAAAAGCCUAUUACCUAUUAUAAAGAAUCUCUCCGGUUUCAUAAAGAAGAAUCAUUAUACUUCUGGUCUAGUGUUUGUGGUAUUAUCUGGAAUGUUUAAAUAUUCGAGUUAGAACGUAAUCGCUUUUACGACGAGAACUUUUGUUUCGGUAGGUCUAAAGAGAGGAGAGAAGUAAUAUAUUAUACGCGCAGAAGGUACUACAUGUAUGUAUAAUACAUACAUACAUACGUACUACAUACAUACUACACACAUACAUAUAUAGAUAUAUAUAUAUAUAUAUAAUAAUAAUAAGAGCAUCAAACUUUAAGAAUUAUGGGUAAAUGUUAAAAUCUGUAAAUGUCAUCCCCUCGGUCGUUUCAGUUACCGCGAGUCCGGUGUUUAGAUCAUCGAUUCGCUUAGUUCGUGAAAUAUAUUUACAGGGAACAAAGCGAGUCGUAUGUAUUAUGCAUGAUUCAUGUCUCCUUUUACUCGCGAAAGUGCUCAAAGUUAACCAUGUGUUUCGAUUAUAGAAUUUAAGUAAAUGGGAAUAGCAUAUACAGGGUGUUCGGCAGCCACCCCUGGGAAAAAUUUUAAUGGGAGAUUCCAGGGGCCAAAAUAAGAGGAAAAUCAAGAAUACCAAUUUGUUGAU
Colletes gigas is the source of this 3100-nucleotide messenger RNA. RefSeq names its product phosphatidylinositol 5-phosphate 4-kinase type-2 alpha (gene PIP4K). The record is from RefSeq and is a predicted model, not a curated record. NCBI's taxonomy places the organism in Eukaryota, Metazoa, Arthropoda, Insecta, Hymenoptera, Colletidae. The transcript is spliced from 9 exons. Gene Ontology annotation, biological process: phosphatidylinositol metabolic process. Gene Ontology annotation, molecular function: phosphatidylinositol kinase activity. The coding region runs from base 180 to 1652 and encodes 490 amino acids.